AUUGAUCACUGUUCUUUCUUCCCCCUCCGACGAAGAAGCAAACUCUCCCCUCUCUCUAAAUUCCUUCUCUCUCUCUCUCUAGAAGUUUUCCUUUCUUUCCUCUCUCUUUCUCUAUCUGUAUUUCUAGCUUGUCCAUUCUUCCUCUCAGUAACGCCGUUAGAACCGGUCUAUCCCUUCCUGCAAGCACCCAUUCUCAUUUUCAGCGCUUUACUAACCCACCUCUCUCCCUCCCUCCCUCCCUCUCUCUCUCUCUCUCUCUCUAGGGUUUGAUUAUUCAAUACAAGCCUAGCCCAUCAUCACGAUCAUCAUCAUCACCACUACCGCCUUUCUCAUUGUGUAGCAGAAUCUGCUUGGGUCUCAGAUGACGACUUCUGUGAAAAAUAAUUUCAUGCCUCCGGGUCUGGUCUCCAAUCUCCAAGAAGUGCUUCUCAGCAGGAAGGGCAACGAGGAAGAGCAGUCCAACAAGAAGAAAGAUGAAUCUGCGGAGCCCUCUUCUUCUUCUACCCCCUCCGAUGCUGUUGGGGCUAAUUCUGAGCAGGAGUCCUCGAAGCCUGUGGUUCUUGUGACUAAUGGUGACGGGAUCGAGUCCCCAGGGCUUACUUACCUUGUUGAAGCUCUGGUUCGCGAAGGCCUCUGCAGCGUUCAUGUCUGCGCUCCCCAAUCGGACAAAUCUGUGUCGGGUCACUCGGUGACUCUCCGCGAAACGGUGGCUGUUAGUUCUGCUGAAAUCAAUGGUGCCACGGCCUACGAAGUUUGCGGGACGCCUGUUGAUUGUGUCUCAUUAGCACUAUCUGGGGCACUAUUUUCGUGGUCAAAGCCUUUACUGGUAAUUAGUGGAAUCAACAAGGGAUCGAGUUGUGGUCAGCACAUGUUCUACUCCGGUGUUGUUGCGGGAGCUAGAGAGGCACUUAUGAGUGGCAUUCCAUCUAUGUCGCUGGCACUGAAUUGGAAAAAAGAAGAAAGCAAAGAUAGUGAUUUCAAGGAUGCAGUCACUGUCUGUUUACCGUUGAUAAAUGCAGCAAUAAGAGAUAUAGGAAAAGGAAGUUUCCCUAAAAGUUGCUCACUAAAUAUUGUAAUUCCAACAUCUCCUUUGACAAACAAGGGCUUCAAGUUGACAAAGCAAAGUCUGUGGAGAUCCUCUCCCAGUUGGCUAGCUGUUUCUAAUAGGCACCCAGCUGGUGGACAUUAUAUGUCCAAUCAACAAAGCCUUGGCCUCCAGCUUGCUCAGCUCAGCCGUGAUGCUUCUGCUGCAGGUGCUGCUCGCCGCCUGACAACACAGAGGAAAAAUGUGGAGAUUGAAUCAGUUGGUGCUGCAGGAAAAUCCGACUCCAACCGGGCAGUGAAGAAGUACUUCCGCCUAGAGUUUGUGGAGAAGGAGCAGGAAGAUGUGGACGAGGAUCUAGAUUUCAGAGCACUUGACAAUGGAUUUGUUGCAGUCACAGCUCUCACUCUUUCUCCCCAAAUAGAGUCAAAUGCUCAAGCGGCUGCAUCAGAUUGGAUUUCCACCGCAGUACAAGGAGAGCAGUGAUGCUUUUCGAGCCCGCACGAUCAGUAACUGUGUACAUUUCGAGAUGCUGUCCUGUCAUCUUAGUAAAAAAAUCGGUUCAACAUGGACGCUGAUUCUGAUUCGUGUUGUCUUUUAAUGUUUUUUUUUUCUCCCCCUUAUUUCCUUUUUUAUCUUGCCAGCUUUAAAAUUUUAAUUUUAAUUUUGGGUGAAGCAAAUGGUUCACUUUGGAAUCAAUUUGGUGGUUAUAUUUCUUUCCUUUUUUUUCCUCCGAAAGUUUAAUACUUGGUGAGCUUUGGGUGGGAGUCUGGUUGUAUUUGGUGGUGCAUUAUGUAAUUGGAACGGCCAGGUCUGAAUUUUAUGACCUUGUGCUUUGCUGGAAAAUGACAAUGCAUUUUGUUCUA
This is a messenger RNA of Malania oleifera, 1908 nucleotides long. RefSeq lists its product as uncharacterized. Bases 362 to 1528 code for a protein of 388 amino acids. The transcript has 10 exons. NCBI's taxonomy places the organism in Eukaryota, Viridiplantae, Streptophyta, Magnoliopsida, Santalales, Ximeniaceae. The record is from RefSeq and is a predicted model, not a curated record. Gene Ontology annotation, molecular function: nucleotidase activity.